Messenger RNA from Condylura cristata (star-nosed mole), 2490 nucleotides. RefSeq names its product post-GPI attachment to proteins 3 (gene PGAP3). The record is from RefSeq and is a predicted model, not a curated record. Lineage: Eukaryota; Metazoa; Chordata; Mammalia; Eulipotyphla; Talpidae. The transcript is spliced from 8 exons. Gene Ontology annotation, molecular function: hydrolase activity, acting on ester bonds. Gene Ontology annotation, cellular component: endoplasmic reticulum membrane. Gene Ontology annotation, biological process: GPI anchor biosynthetic process. Bases 50 to 1012 code for a protein of 320 amino acids.
AAGUGGAGGCUCUUAAGUUCCUCCGCAGGCGGAGGGCUAGAGGGAAGGGAUGGCAGGGCGGGCGGCGCGGCUGGUGCUGCUAGCUGGAGCAGCAGCGCUAGCAAGCGGUUCCCAGGGCGACCGCGAGCCGGUGUACCGCGACUGUGUGCUCGGGUGCGAGGAACGGAACUGCUCUGGAGGCGCACUGAAGCACUUCCGCUCCCGGCAGCCAAUCUACAUGAGCCUAGCAGGCUGGACCUGUAGAGACGAAUGUAAGUAUGAGUGCAUGUGGGUCACUGUUGGCCUCUACCUCCAAGAAGGUCACCAAGUGCCUCAGUUCCAUGGCAAGUGGCCCUUCUCCCGGUUCCUGUUCUUCCAAGAGCCGGCUUCCGCUGUGGCCUCUUUCCUCAAUGGCCUGGCCAGCCUGGUGAUGCUCUGCCGCUACCGCACCGCUGUGCCCGCAUCCUCCCCUAUGUACCCCACCUGCGUGGCCUUCGCUUGGGUCUCCCUCAAUGCUUGGUUCUGGUCCACAGUCUUCCACACCAAGGACACCAACCUUACCGAGAAAAUGGACUACUUCUGUGCCUCCGCCGUCAUCCUCCACUCAAUCUACCUGUGCUGUGUCAGGACUGUGGGGCUGCGGCACCCAGCCGUGGCCAGCGCCUUCCGGGCCUUCCUGCUGCUGCUGCUGACGGCGCACGUCGCCUACCUGAGCCUCGUCCGCUUCGACUAUGGCUACAACCUGGCAGCCAAUGUGACUAUCGGCCUGGUCAACGUGGCGUGGUGGCUGGGCUGGUGCCUGCGGAACCGGCGGCAGCUCCCUCAGGUGCGCAAGUGCGCGCGGGCCGUCCUGCUGCUGCAGGGGCUGUCUCUGCUGGAGCUGCUGGACUUCCCGCCUCUCUUCUGGGUCCUGGACGCACACGCCAUGUGGCACGUCAGCACCAUCCCCGUGCACGUCCUCUUCUUCAGCUUCCUGGAAGACGAUAGCCUGUAUCUGCUGAAGGAAUCAGAGGCCAAGUUCAAGCUGGACUGAAGGCCCUGGCGCGGGUCUGGACUCCUGGGGAUCCCGUCCCCUCCCUGUUGGCAUCCCUUCUUCCCCCAACCCUUGAAAUCAUUCAUUUUUCUUUCGCAUCUUGAACUUGGACAUGCAGGGUGUGUGGGCCCAGAAUCAUGUAACCUGCCCACCCCCGAGUACACCCCUGCCUGGUGCUCACAGGUCUUGGGGUCUGUUUGGGCCUGGCCCCCCAGCAUAUGGGGCUAGGAAAUGGACAGCCCCGCUGGCACCUGAAACUGAACUGGGGCGGAGCUGUGCUCCUAGGGCCUCUGAGAGGAGCCCUGCUUUCUCCUCCUCAGCCUCCUCACAUCCUCUCACACCUAGUGGCUUCCAGAGUCCUUUGGGAGACCAGGUAUCACAGGCAGGCCUUGGGGGUACCGUGGGCCCCCUUCUGUUGCCCUCCCCCGUGUCCUCCUCCAGAGUGCCGCUAGGUGGCGCUAGAUACUUGCUCUUUGGCCACUCAAGCUUCAAACCAGGUCCUUUUCUUUCCGUGGGAUUUUGAGGGACCAAGCUGCUUGGGGAUGGAGAGCGGUCUCACCCAGACUGUCACCCACAGGCCUCAUCAGAAAGCCCACGACAGGACUACUGUGGCCCCUGUGCUGCGGUUCUGAUUGGGAGUCUGCAGAUGAGCGUAAAGGAGUGUGGGCCAGGCGAGUGCCGAGUGGGGGUGGUCAGUUUUGGGUAUGUGGGGGGAGCAGGUGAGUUAGUGUGGGUUAGAAGACUACAGAGACAGAUGUGAGCUGCUGGCGAGUGUGCCACACAGCGGGGAGUCUGGAGAAGGGGAUUAAGCAACUAUUUAUUGAGUACUAACGUUGCCAACGCCCUAGGCCAGGCAAAGAGCCAGAUUAUCCUUAGGCCCGGCUUGGGGUUUGAGUCCAGGCUGUGUGUGUGUGUGUGUGUAUGUGUUCCACUGCCCCCUCCUUGGCAAUCCUCACGGGGCCCCCAUACAACUCAAGAUCACCCUCCAGAACCAAAAGACAGAGAGCAGAAGGCAAAUGGGGGUUCUCUAGGCCCUUUCCUGCCUCCCGGCCUCCGCCUCCGCAUGGCCCAUCUCCCCUGCCCCAGCGCCUGCCUGCUCAGCUCUUUUGUGGAGCCUUCUGAGGGAGGAGGCUCCAGGCUGGGCCCGGCUUCUGGCCUCCCCAGAGGCAGGCAGGAGCCACACCGUGCCAGUGCCCUGGUCAAGGAGCCCGCCGCCCUGCCUGGCAGCAGCCUGAGCACAUUCCUGCUCCACAGGGAUGGACCUCGGAACCCCAGAAACGCCCCCCCCACCCAGUCUGUGGAGAAUUCCUGUUGAAUUCAUGGCUUGCCUCGCUCCUUUGUCCCUCCUUAGGAUGGGGCACUGUGCUGGACUCAACCGCAGGGACCUGGGAGCUUGUGUUCAUUUCUUUUGGUACUGAGACUAUUUUAAGGUGGGAGGGAAGCAAGGGGCUUUCUUAAUAAACCAAAUCUCAGCCUCA